UGUAAAUAUUUCUGUUAUCGGUGGAAAUCAACAUUAGGUUAUGCCAGUUUUGUAGAGGAUAUUUGUAACUGAAUAUUGACAACACAAAUGUGGUAAAAAAGUAUAUAUAUUUGAAUUGCAUCUAUGACAGCUCUUAGCAUGUGGUGUUUACUGAGAACAAUGGAAACUGUACAUUAUUUUGCCUUGAGUGGCCCUCGGUUCCCUGUGCACCAUAAAAUCAGUAUGUUUAAAUGCUAACUCUGACUGCCUUGGGAACCAAUCUGGAAGUGGAUCAACUUGUCGGUGUACGCACGACUAUUUUGACACAAACUCAAUGGACCUUUUGCAGGGAUCGUGCAUCAGAAAGAUUUCAUUGGAUAGUUGGUGUUACACUUCCCACAACAAUACGGACCAGUGUGCUGCUGACAAUGCUAUAUGUGACUCCAGAUAUGGAUAUGCUUGCAAAUGCAGAUCUGGCUAUUAUGUGGAUCCAAACAAUGCGACAAAGUGUAAAGCAAGAAAACCAUUGGGUGGAGUCUGUCAGUACAAUACUGAUUGUACAGACUCCAAUGCAGAGUGUUCGAGCUCCAAAUGUAGGUGCGGUGAGGGAUAUUAUGACACAAAUGGGAUGGAAAUGGAUGGAACUUGCAAAUCAGGCAACUUUUUUUAUAGGAUUUUAA
Molecule: messenger RNA, 659 nt
Organism: Mya arenaria
Lineage: Eukaryota; Metazoa; Mollusca; Bivalvia; Myida; Myidae
Exons: 4
Coding region: 231-659 (142 amino acids)
Source: RefSeq, a predicted model, not a curated record